This is a messenger RNA of Macrosteles quadrilineatus (aster leafhopper), 1878 nucleotides long. Its product is annotated as acyl-CoA Delta-9 desaturase-like. The transcript has 6 exons. Gene Ontology annotation, molecular function: stearoyl-CoA 9-desaturase activity; iron ion binding. Gene Ontology annotation, cellular component: endoplasmic reticulum membrane. Gene Ontology annotation, biological process: unsaturated fatty acid biosynthetic process. The record is from RefSeq and is a predicted model, not a curated record. Bases 137 to 1240 code for a protein of 367 amino acids. Lineage: Eukaryota; Metazoa; Arthropoda; Insecta; Hemiptera; Cicadellidae.
GUUGUGCUAGGUCCAGUUCAACGAUCGCGCUUCUACUUUCUGUUAUCUAUGGCACGGUUCAAGUUCAGUGUUUCAAGAUAGUGAAGUAACUGUGUAACACUGUGAAUAUUUCAAAUUUUGCGAUUUUUAUUAAGCAAUGCCACCCAACGUGACGAGUAUGCCCACGGGGGUCCUCUACGAGGACGAGACCCUAGACCCUCUGUUGCCGUCCAUGCAGAAGUACGAUGGCUACCCCAAGGAGCUGCCCGGACCCGAGUACAAGAUGAAGCUGGUCUGGCGUAACAUCAUACUGUUUGUGUACCUUCACGCGGCCUCCGUCUACGGAGCCUACCUCAUGGUAACCUCCGCCUCCUGGCCUACAGUGUUGUGGGCUAUCUUCCUGUACCACUGUUCUGGGCUGGGUAUCACCGCUGGGGCGCACAGACUCUGGGCCCACCGCUCCUACAAGGCUAACCUUCCUCUCCGCAUGCUGCUGGUGCUGUUCAACACUCUGGCGUUCGAGAACCACGUGAUAGAGUGGGCUAGAGACCACAGGGUGCACCACAAAUACAGUGAGACCAACGCAGACCCUCACAACGCUAAGAGAGGCUUCUUCUUCUCCCACGUAGGCUGGCUGUUGUGCCGCAAACAUCCCGAUGUUAUUGAGAAGGGAAAGGGACUGGACAUUAGCGACCUGGAGAAUGACCCUCUACUAAAGUUCCAGAAGAAGUACUACCUGAUUCUGAUGCCCAUCGUGUGUUUCCUCAUCCCCACUGUGCUGCCCGUCUACGGCUGGGGAGAGACGUGGACCAACGCUUGGUUCGUCGCAGCUCUGUUUCGUUACACCUUCACCCUGAACAUGACCUGGUUGGUCAACAGUGCCGCCCACUUGUGGGGCAAUCGCCCUUACGACAAAUUCAUCAACCCAUCUGAGAACCUGGGAGUGUCUAUUGGAGCUUUGGGUGAGGGAUGGCACAACUACCACCACACAUUCCCCUGGGACUACAAGACGUCGGAGCUGGGCAACUACAGGGCCAACUUCACCACAGGCUUCAUCGACUUCAUGUCCAGGAUCGGCUGGGCCUACGACCUCAAGACAGUGUCCCAUGACAUGAUCAAGAAGAGGGUGCAGAGAACAGGUGACGGCACUCACGCUUCUCAAACUCACUCCCACAAAGGAGAAGUGUGGGGCUGGGGCGACAAGGAUAUGCCCAAGGAGGACAAAGACGAAGCGACAAUCAUCAACAAAAAGUCUGAAUAGACUCAUCGUCAAGCAUUCCAUCACAUUAGCGCAGUAAUUGAAAGCGUAUAAAAUUCAAUUCGAAUUUGCACAUAAAUUAAUUUUAGUCUUGUACAUAAUAUUUUGAUAUAUUAUUUUGUUAUUUAUGCUAGCAGAGCAAAGUGAUAUAUGUUCCUUUUUGUAUUUAGUAGGCUAUGCGCUGGAAUAAAUGUGUGGCCUCGUCUUGGAGGUGUGAAUAUUUAUGUGUGUUUGUCUAUUUUUGUAUUUCUCUAAUGUAGUUAAGUAAUUUGGAAUCUCGCACAUUGCUCUGUGAUAAUGUGUGACUUGACUUCGUGACCUUACUUAUUUAUCUUCACUCUGUUCAGUUGUUAUCACAUUGAGCGAUUAUUGUUAGUAUUAGAUUGUUGUGUUUAUACCUUAGUUUUCGUAAGGUUAGUGAAUAACCUAAUACUUGCCAUGAGUACUAUUCUAUUUAACUAGUACCAGUUUCAAUGUCCAUAUUGAUUUUUAUUAUGUUUGAAGGAACCUUCUUUAGUUAUUCUUUAACAAACUAGUGCAUAAUAUAAUGAUAUGAUUAUAUUAUACAACUAUACUACAUCUGUUGUACUUCAUGCAUGUAUAUAAUUGGGAAAUAAACACAUCAAUUUCUAAUAAUAAAA